Perkinsus marinus ATCC 50983 is the source of this 729-nucleotide messenger RNA. RefSeq lists its product as hypothetical. The coding region runs from base 1 to 729 and encodes 242 amino acids. NCBI's taxonomy places the organism in Eukaryota, Perkinsozoa, Perkinsida, Perkinsidae. The transcript is spliced from 8 exons. The record is from RefSeq and is a predicted model, not a curated record.
AUGGAGAAUCGACGCCUUCAAAGGGUUCUUGGUGGUCGAGCAAGAGCCCGUGGUAGUGGGGGUAAAGCCUUGAAGGUUACUGUGGUGUUUUUGGUCAUACUGUUUAUACUAACGCAGUUGGCGUUCAUGUCGAGUACCAGUGAUGAGAAAGAUGCUACGGACCUUAUACAUUCCUCAUGGGUACUCGCCAUCCUUAUAAUCGCUACUACAGUGGUAUGCGGGGUCACUGUAUACUCCUGUUAUCAGACCCCUGAGCACGUAACGGGAAAGUUGGCCUUGGCUGUGUUGUAUUUAGCGAUGAUGUGGUACCUUUGGGUGUUCGACUAUCAGGCAAGGCGACCGAGUUUAUUCUCUGAUUUAACCUCAGGAGAGACGACAGUGAUUGGUUGGUUUUUGGCCCUGGAGUUCAUCAUCUUUGUGGCGUACGUUAUCACUCAUUGGUUCUACCCGUUUAUAGUGUCCAAACUGGAGUUGUGGCCUACGGGGGCGAAGCUCUGGUUCCGAUUCCGGCAAGUUGAGUCGCCACAUAGAGAUUCUGUGAAGUUUUCCUACCGCCCCAGUGGAAUAUUCGGGAUGGAUAUCCGCAUGGGUAUGGGGUGUGGUCCGACGAUUCGUACCAUGGAGAAUGCCUCCUGGGUCGAUGGCGACACGGAGUGCCUGUCGGACCGUUCACAUCCCGAGAACGAGGCUACUCUCUCUCCUUCUUGUUUUAACCCUAAGCGAUACUAG